Molecule: messenger RNA, 3062 nt
Organism: Pygocentrus nattereri (red-bellied piranha)
Lineage: Eukaryota; Metazoa; Chordata; Actinopteri; Characiformes; Serrasalmidae
Gene: pmela
Product: premelanosome protein a
Exons: 12
Coding region: 86-2287 (733 amino acids)
Biological process (GO): melanosome organization
Cellular component (GO): melanosome
Source: RefSeq, a predicted model, not a curated record
UCGGGGGUCUCGAGUCGGGCUGCGUUUCAGGGAUUGUGGACAGGGGGAUUGCAGUCUUGUUGGGUGGGGGUUAAACUUUACAACGAUGAAGACGACUCUCACUGUUCUGGCUCUGGUCCUAUCUUCUGCUGCAAUAGCCAGUUCCAGAACACGUUUUAAUCGAUAUCGCUCAUGGAAUUCCCGCAUGUACCCAGUGUGGAGAGAUGGUGACCCCAGAUACAGAGACUGCUGGACAGGUGGAGAAGUGACAUUUGACAUCAGGAACGAUGGCCCCACCCUGAUGGGAUCCAAGGCUUCCUUCAACAUUGAUGUUCGUCCUCCCCAGAACCAGACCGUGCUGCCUGAUGGGCAGGUGGUGUGGACAAGAAACUGCACGGUUAACGGGACGCAGUAUGUUCAAGGUCAGCUGGUGUACCCAGAGCUUGACACUCCUCAGGAAUGGACCGGUGUGUUUCCUGAUGGAACGCCCUUCACUACAAUGUCCACCAGAAAGCCACAGUACAUCUACGUGUGGAAGACUUGGGGUCGUUACUGGCAGGUAGCUGGUGGCCCCUCCUCUUCACUGUCUAUUGGCACAGAUAACGUGCCCCUGGGUUCCUACAACAUGGAGGUGGUGAUCUACCACUGCCGCGGAAAAGACAAGUUCAUUCCUCUUGGAUAUGCAUCCACACAGUUUUCUAUCACAGAUCAAAUCCCCUUUUCAGUCACUCUGUCCCAGAUCGGUGAUGUUAACCAGGCCGAUCAGAGCUUCAUCCAGAAUCGACCUGUGUUGUUUAGCAUCAGCCUCCACGACCCCAGCCAGUAUCUCAGCGGCUCUGACAUCACCUUCAACUGGGACUUCGGGGACAACAGUGGAACCUUGAUCUCUAGGGAACCCUCUGCUAGCCACACUUACCUUUCUGCAGGCUCUUUCAGACCACAGGUGGUGCUGAUGGCUGCCAUACCGAAUGGAUGUGAUCCGAACCCCACCCUUCCUCCAGCACCUCCGGGUGUGGUCACCACAGGAGGUCCAGUCAUUGAUCCAUCCGUUGGCCCAGCAGAAGCAAUGGCGGUGGCCUCGGUAAAUCCACCAGUUCUUGCCCCCACUGAGCAGUCUGAUAUUGCUCUGGCAGUUCCUGCCUCUGAGGUUCCACCUGCUGAAGAUCCAGCUGCUGUGGCUGCUGAUGAUGCUGCCGCUGGUGAAACAGCCACAGUUGCAACCGCAGGUGCAGAACAGGCAGCAGAUGGCCUUGCGGUAAUCGAUGCUGCUGCCUCACUUGCUCCUCCUGGGGAAGCAGAGGAGGGCACAGUUCUUCCAGAAGCACCAGUUGUGGACACAGCAGAAGGUGCAGUGGACACUACGACUGUAGAGGUCCCAGCAGCUGCUGAAGAUACUGAGGUAGAGACAGUAGCACCUGCUGCCAAUGUGGUUGUUACCAAUGUAGAUGCUGCAGUUGUUGAGGUGGUGCCAACACUGGUGCCAGUUGAGAGUGAAGUUGUGGAAACAGUAAACGAAGCUACACCAAAUGAAGCUGCACUGGAUGAAGCAGAAAUUGCUGCAAGUGAAGCUGCAGUUGCAGCUGCACCCACUCUACCUCCAGCCACACAGAAUGAGAUAGUAGCUGUAAUGGAGGCAGGCACAGAAGCACCACAGGUCUCUCUGGUCAUCGCAAAACGGCAGGCUCCAGAAAUGCCAGCAGAAGGAAACUGCAUGAUUUACCGCUACGGCUCUUUCUCCACCACUUUGGAUGUUGUUCAGGGAAUUGAGAGUGUGGAGAUUGUGGAGGUAAACAAUGUUGCAGUUCUGGCCACAGAAGUAGAGCAGAAUGCUGUGGACCUCACCAUCACCUGCCAAGGAAGUCUGCCAAACGAGGUGUGCACUGUGGUGUCUGACGCAGACUGCGCCAGCCCUGUACAGACUGUGUGCAACUCCGUCACUCCAACCACUGAGUGUCAGAUGAUCUUACGCCAGUUCUUCAACGACACAGGAACUUUCUGCAUUAAUGUGUCCCUCACCAAUGAUGUCAGUUUUGCUGUGACCAGCGCAAGGGUCAGCGUGACCGUAGAUACACCUUCCACUGCAGGAGGCACUGCUACUGCAAUACUUGGCGUACUUCUGCUUGUCUGUGCUGUAGGCGGUAUUGCUUUGACAUACAGGAGGUUUAAGCAGUAUCACCCCCUGAACGAGGACUCAGGCAGCAGUUUGGGGAGCUCUGGAUGGACAUCUAUUCCAUUGCUGCUGUGGAAUCUACUGAGUAGGCAGUCGACUGGCGAAAGCCGCCCGCUGCUUCAGGGCAGAGUGGUGUGAACAUCACUAAUGCACACUUUCACAAAACACAGUUAAUAAAGCCACUGCACUCGAAGAACAAACGACACCAAGGACCGUAAUUCUAAUAUACACACAUAUUUAUACACCAACCAGCCACUUCAUUAAGUCCACCUCCUUGUAUCUAUGCCCUCUGAGCUCUGUAUGGUAGAGCAAAGUUAAUUUAUUACUUUUUUUGGCAAUAUUUUAUCCCAAUUUUCAUAACCAGCGUAUCAGUUUAAACACAUUACCAAUCAAUAUUUAUCGUUUAUUUUGCCUUUUUUAAUUAGAUAAAAUUGCCAAAUUCUAGAUUUUGAUACUUAGUUUUUAAUGAUUAGUUUUAAUACUUAGCUUGCUUAUAAUACUGAGACAACUGUAUACAUAUUAUAAAGAGCAACAUUUUUCUUGGUAAUGAGAAUGUGGUCAUAAUAAAAAAUAACCUCAUAUUUCAUAAAAACUAUGAACCAAAACACAUAAAGAAUUGUACAGAACACACAACUUUAAAUCAUUGAUGCUGUCUCAAAAUAAAUGACUGAAUGCAACUGCAUUUCAGCCAGUGUUACUUAUUACACUUCCUUAAAACUGACAUUAUACAGCUUUUCUUUGUUUUAGGUAAAUAUCUUACAAACUGACACAGACUGUGUAUAAUUAACACACUCUUUGCUAUCUGAUCAUGAUGUAGAAGUUAAUAUUUGUUCAAAGAUUAUGUGUAUUAUGCUUGAUGUGUCUGGACAAUAUCACACUGGAAGCUGUGGAAUAAAUACUUUAUUGGACUGUC